CUACUUUAUGGCAGUGAAACAUGGCCGGUAAUAGUAGAGGAUAUUCGUAGGUUACUAGUAUUUGACCAUAGGUGUCUUCGAAACAUUGCUCUUAUAUCCUAGAAUCAUGGAGUAAGUAAUGCAAUUGUUAGGAAACGGGUACUAGGUAAGGAUGGUAAAUCAAUUGAUGAAGUGGUGAAACUUCAUCAUUUGAGAUGGCUGGAACAUGGGUUACGUAUGCCCAACCACCGAAUGCCUUGUGAUGUUUUAUGGUGUAGGAGUAGGUUGUAAGAAAGCUAGGGACGAACAGACCAAAACACGGCACAAGUCAAUGAAGUCACAGACAAGUGGAUUGAACCAUGUUUGUAGGUGUAGACUACCUGGUUGGUAUCCGCGAGAUGUUAGCAACCGAUGGUUAGAGACCCUGAAUGACAUGGCUCAAAAUCGUUUGCAAUGGCGUAGGUGCAUGCACUCUGUGUUUUCCCAAAUUCUAAUCUUCUGAAUUCUUCAUGUCCCUUUCUUUUUUCUCAUUCCAAAUUUAUUUCACUGGAUUAUACUCUUUGAAUAACAUCUUCAAACCCUAAUGUUUCCGAUUACUGCUUAUACUUCUACUACCUCUACCACUAUGGGAUUUGAAUCGACAAUUGUAUCUGUGUGCUAAUGUGAUAUGGCAACUUGAACUGAUGUACGUGCGUACGAAGUUCUACGUUGUUGCUGACUGACUGAUACUAUUAAAGCAACAUUAGAAAAGUUUCUAUAAGCAUCAACCAACAGAAUAAUUAUAAGACAUCACAUUAAUAGCUAAAAUAAGCAAUCACAUAAGAAUACGCUUGAUACUGUUUACUCUCUUGACUCCAUUUAUUAUGAUUGUAAAUCAAGACAAGAGCUUUAGUUUGAAGGUAAUUCGUGAUGCGCAGUGAUACCACCUAGCGAAUAGCAUCAAAGGUAACUACGAAGCACUAAUCUUUUUUAAUGUGUUUUAUUGUCUGGGCUAGAUGAUAUUCUCGCGAAAUUUUCUUGACAUCAUCAGCACACAAUUCAAUAAGAAAUGAAUCAUCUGAAUCUCUACACAAUGGACUAGUAGCUUGUUCAUAGAUGUUGUCCAUAUAUGUGUUACAGUUGUUUGCAUAUUUUUGUUUUGAUUGUUUUCACCUCUGAUCUGAUCUUGAACUUCGAUGAUGAUAUUGUCGAGUCAAACCGGACCAGGGAUCGAACUCAUCCUUUUUAAGCCUCACGUCAAAAGUUUAAUCUUCAGAUCACUAAAACCUAACGCUCAGAAUUCAAGUACCCUACAGGUUUUAUCCAUCAUUAUUUUCAAAUAUAUGAGUCAUAUAUUUUUGGCAACGUUUGAACAAUAGUUUCAUCCUAAAAACCACUUCAGUUUAAAAAAUUAUACAUAAAAACAAAAUCUAAAGGUCCUGAAUUAAAUAUUUAUAGUGAAUUAAUGUUAUAACAUUAGUAAUUAGCAAUUUAAUCGUAUGUUCUUAUCCAGGUAACGAAUGAUAAAAUCUAACCUGGUAGUAAAUUUCCCUCAGCUUUUUCGAUGCAAUACGAACUCCAAAUAUUCGAAACAUUUGAAUACAUUAUAAUGUCUAAAUAUUUACUAACGAUCAUUAUUUUAUUUAUAACACAAAUUCUCGGAGUCAAUUAGGGACUGAAAAUCCCUUCACACCAAAUACUCUAAUACACACAAGGUCAGGAAAGUUGCUUUCUCUUUUACAUUUUUCUUAUUCAGUGACACGUUAAUGACCCUUUUCUUAAAAAAUUCAAUCUGAUAAGUGUCUCCAUAUAAGCAAGUGAGUGAAAGCAGUCUUUCAAGGUUUUUUUUAAAAAAACUGUAGACCACUAGUACAUAUGUAUUGCGAUUUCUUGAAACAACCUAUGUCAUAUAUACUAACCUAUUGUGGUCACAAGGCAACAUGGAAUUCGAUUUACUACUAAUAAAUUACUUUUUUUCUACAAUUUACACGACUUAGCGUUCUCAUCUUUUGUAUAAAUUUAUUAGAAUUCUCCAUCAUCUUCUACCAAUGUACAAUCAAUCAAUUGUGAAUGGCGUGAAUCAAUCAAUUGGCCUAGUAAAUCAGAAACACCGAUUGUUCAGUCUAAUAAAAAUCAAUCACCUAAUUUUCAACCAUCUCCUGAUAGCCAAUGUUGGCGUACAAUGACAUCUAUUCAGAGGAAAAAUGAUAACAUGUUACCUCGUCGAUCAUCCUCAAACACAUGUUCAUCAGCUACACAAGAUGAAAUGGAAUCCAGUAUUGAUUCACCAGGAAUUUUUAAUCGAGGUCGAUGUGAUCUUGAAUCCAAUGAUCAAAAUAAAAUAUAUGAGAAAAGUUGUGAGUUUUCAACAAAUGCCUCUAGUUCCGGUGAUGCAGAUGAUGGUGUUGGUGCGAACGAUGAUGAUGGUGAUAAUGAUCACGCUGUGCAUCAAACACCACCGAAUGACGAAGAAAUUGAAUCAAACACUCGUAGUGAUGGGCAUGAUGAUGACGUUGGUGGUGGUGGCGGUGGUUGUGGUGAUAAUGAUGAUGAUGUUGAUGUAGACGAUAACAUGGACAGUGAUCAUGAUAGAACCCUUCCAGGUGAGAAUGAUAAAACUGGCAACCACUUUAAUAAUAACGAUAGUAAUAAUUCAAUGAAAAUAAUGAUGAUACAUCGUUCAUCACAUUCUUAUGUAAAUGAAUCUCAAGAAUUGUUUGCAGUACAUGAAGAACAGGAAAGACGUCGACAACAGCAACAAGAUAAUGAACAUUGUCAUCAUCAUCAGUCAAAUGAAGAUAAACACUUGCCUUUUAAUUACACAAACUCUGGACAAAAAGUAACACCCCAAUUAGUUUUACCACAUUCGUCACAGGAACCAUGUGAUUUCGAGGAAGAUUGUCCUGAUUAUUCUAACCAGAUAAUUCAAGAAACAGGUAAUAUAAAUUCGCAAGAUAUAAUUCAACCACCUUUACCGCCUCCUCCUCCACCACCACCUUAUAAAAUUCCCGAUCAUCUUCAACCAACUGAUGAAUCUUCAUUUUUCAUGAAUAAUCCUUGGAUACCAUCAAAUUAUCAUUUAUAUCCAUAUUCACAAUUACCUCAUCAUCCACCGCAUUUAUUACAUAAUCAUUUUCAUCAAGACAAAUUAUUCCCUGUUAAUAGUCAAUAUGAUGCUAAACGUUUUGUACCUAAUCCUAUUGUUUUGCCUAAAUCACCGGUAUGGCCAGUAUUUGAAAAUCCAAAUAAUCUAUUUUAUAUGAAACAAAAUAAUUAUCCACCAGAAUCAUUAUCUAUGCCUUAUCCAGGUGGUCCCGUAUCAAAACGUGCAAUAUGUCCACAAAAUAAAGAAGAAUUUUCAAGAAUUAUGAAAAAUGAUUUUAUACCACCAUUAACAUCUGUUUCUUCACAAGCGCUUGGAUUUCCAAUCCGCUGGUGUUAUCGUGGUUUGUAUAUGUUGCCUCGUUUCCCAGUAACAUCUGCCACCAGCAAUCAUUUACCAGUAUCAUGUUGUACAGCAACUGCUUUUGUUCUGACAACGACCACAUCUCAUAUUUGCUCUUUGGCAUAUGAAUACAAUGCAUACAAUCGAAAUAAUAAUCAGCAUCAACCUUUAAUCAUGAGCAAUUAUCAAUCAGAAUUACCAUUAGGCAAUGGUCCUGUCAUUGGACAAUUUACAGAGCCUGAAUUAUUUCCUUCUUCUAUGAAAUCGGAAUCCAUUCAUCAAAAUACUAACCAGAUGGAUUUUACCAGUCUACUUAAGGAAAAUCAACAAUUAAAACAACGCCUUAUAGAUAUCAAUGUUAGACUUCAAUAUGUAGAUGAGCUUGAAUGGCACGUACAACAAUUAAGUCAUCUGGUCGAGUCGAUGAUUUUGUCUCAUCAACGUCAGUGUGAAUUAGACUAUCAGUUGCAAAUUUAUUCACCAAUAUCUGCUCCUGUCUGCGACGUUGGCGGUGGUGAUUUUCAGCGCUUCAAAAUACCCCCAAAUUCUUCCUCGUCAUCAUCAUCGCCAUUUGGAUUAAACAACGAUCAUCAAUGUUCUACACACCACUUCCACAAUAUGCCAGCAAAUCCUGGAAGUUUGCCUGUAAUGCCGACAAAUAUGUCAAGUUGUAGGACUCAUCCAUGUACAGCACAAAAUAUAACUAGACGAGUGACACAACCUAAUAUCAUGUCUACACGUUUCUAUGGUCCAUGUGUAAAGCAGACAAUACAAUCGGAAAAAAUUGAGCAACGUAUACCUAUGUUGAAUUCCACUAAGCGUUCUCUACAUCCUCAUUUAGUGGGAUCUAUGGAUCCACGUACCGUUUCUUUAGAUCGUGCAUCACAACCGAGAAAUUCUUGUACAACAUUUCCGAUUAUGGAAUGUAAUUGUAUACGAUGUCCAUUGCAUGAAACAUUCGCAUUACCACAUUCCAAAGAACAUGCAUACGUGAAUACAUUAGCAAAAGAUGGUGUAUUUUCUACACCUAAUGUCUCUAUGAUAAUUCCAAAUAGUCCAUGCUUUUCACCUAAUUAUCGUCGACGUCGUUUUACAAUGCGAGCAACAGCGGCACAAUUUCCUCCUUCAUUUGAUAAUGAAUCUCACUUAUUACCACAUUCCAAUGUACCACCACAGUGUUGUUCCCCACCGCCCCGAUUGCCACCUCCAGUGUCCACUUCAAUUUUUACUUCUAAUAAACCGAUAUCUAAUCCUACUAUUAAGAUAACUGACGAAAAUAAAAUUGCUAAUGUAUCAUCGAAACAUGGUAAUUCAGUGUCAAGGGAUUCAAUUCAACCACCAGCCAAUAUUACAAAUACCAAGCAUAAGAAUACUCGACCGACAGGUCUUAAUUUUAUGACAGAAAAAUCUGAAAUAUUAGAUGAUAGUCAAAUGUUAUUAAAACAUUUAUCACCGAAUAAUGAAUUUCAAUGUGUCAAUGGUUGUACAGUAGUAGUGACUACCACUUGUCAGUUAACUCAUUGUUAUCCAUUAUGUAUUAUAGAUCGUACUCUAACUAUAAAUGAAACAAAUGGUCAUCAUAAUAAAAAUGAAAAUCAAACGGAUGUUGAUGUUAUGAUAACGAAUAAUGAUAAUAAUACCUCAACAAUAGUCACGUUAACAUCUAUAACAUCGACGACCAUCAUGACAACAACAUCAGCAACCACAUGUGCUUCUGUAAGUUCUAUUUCAACUAAUCAUCAUGCUCAACAUCAACAGUUUAAAGAAAAAUCUUUUUUAACCAAACCUAAAUGUGCACUUCCUAGUAGAAUAAACAAAAAAACAUCUGCUAAUUCAACUGUAGUACAACAACAAGAACUCACCAUGAUUGAUGAUGAGUCAACUAAUAAACGUGUAAAACAAUCCUCAUUGACAAACCGUUCUAAUACAUUAGCAAAAAAGAAAUAUAAUAACAAUAAAAACACAAAUAUACACAACAAAUCAAUAAUUACUAAUCAACCAUCUAAUAAGAAACUAAAACCUACCGCUUCAUCUUCAUAUGGAAAUAAAAUGUCAGAUAAUCAAGACGCAGAUUAUAGCGGUAGUUAUGAAGGUGUUUCAAAUUCGAAUUCUUCUCAUUCUCAGUCGUCUGGAGCGUCAAGUUUAGAACCAGAUUCAACAUUAUCUGAAAGUUUAUCCCCUACAAAACAUCAUUAUACUUUUAAACAUUCCAUAUCAGAUCAGAAAAAUACAACUAAUAAUAAUAGUAGUAACAGUAUACAUAAUCAAUCGUCUAAAGUGUUCAUCAUUCCUGAAAUGUGUUGUUCACCACGAUAUACAUCGCCUAGUGAAAUAAAGAAUUCUUCAAAUUCAUCUGUUGUAUUUAAAGAUUCCAAUUCUAUAUCAUCCACUUCUAUGCAUACUUGUUCAAAUAGUCCAGUUUGCACAGUCAAUUCAUGUAAUAUUGUUCUGUCAGAUGUACGAUUAUCAUCCCCUCUUCAAGCUACAUCAUCUUUCAAUUCCAUUAAUAAUAAUAAUAAUAAUAGUAAUAUUAACAUCCCUAGUGUUCAUGUCAAUAGUUCAACUUCUUUUACACCUUGUCAUUCAGCGAAUCUUAAUUCAAUUACACUUUCACCACCUAUUAGUGGUCAUAAUUUUAACAAAAAAUCUCAUCUAAUUCCAUUAACUACCCAAUUUAUUGAAUCACAUCUACCAUCACCUUCAAAUUAUACAAUUGGAAAAAAUCAUACUAGUGGAUUAUUUAGUCAUAAUAAUCAAACAUUUACAUCAAAUAUUUAUAAUCCAAAUCGUUCAUUAAUGAAUAUUAGGCCUAGUUUAUUAACUGUUCCACAGAAACCAUCUCUUCAGGUACGUUUUGCACCUCCUAUUCGUGUAAACCCAUAUAAUAAUAAUAAUAGUAAUACUACUAAUAGUAAUAAAAGAAUAUUGUUUAAUUCAUCAUUAGGAAGUCCAAUUUUCAAUCAUUCAAAUGUAAAUCAAAGUUCUACAAUUGAUAGUAUUGUAUCACCAAAUCUAUUACGUAAACAAUAUUAUUAUUAUGAAUAAUAAUAAUAAUAAUAAUAAU
Molecule: messenger RNA, 6467 nt
Organism: Schistosoma curassoni
Lineage: Eukaryota; Metazoa; Platyhelminthes; Trematoda; Strigeidida; Schistosomatidae
Source: the annotation of a GenBank genome assembly